Molecule: messenger RNA, 2229 nt
Organism: Patiria miniata (bat star)
Lineage: Eukaryota; Metazoa; Echinodermata; Asteroidea; Valvatida; Asterinidae
Product: tubulin alpha chain-like
Exons: 4
Coding region: 106-1461 (451 amino acids)
Biological process (GO): microtubule cytoskeleton organization; mitotic cell cycle
Cellular component (GO): microtubule; cytoplasm
Molecular function (GO): structural constituent of cytoskeleton; GTP binding
Source: RefSeq, a predicted model, not a curated record
CGUACAUAACACGCGCUGGCAAGGCACUCGAGUGGUCAAGGAAAAAUCUCCUAAAUCCACCAUUUUUUCCUUCUUUCUCGGUCCUAAACGAAGAAGACACUCAACAUGCGUGAAGUGAUAUCCCUCCACGUAGGCCAAGCCGGGGUCCAGAUGGGCAAUGCCUGCUGGGAGCUGUACUGCCUGGAGCACGGCAUCCAGCCUGAUGGUCAGAUGCCAAGUGACAAGACCAUCGGGAGCUGUGACGACUCCUUCAACACCUUCUUCAGCGAGACCGGUAGUGGCAAGCACGUCCCUCGUUGUAUCUUUGUCGAUCUCGAACCGACUGUUGUUGAUGAGGUCCGUACCGGCACCUACCGUCAGCUCUUCCACCCUGAGCAGCUGAUCACAGGCAAGGAGGAUGCUGCCAACAACUACGCCAGGGGCCACUACACUGUGGGCAAGGAACACGUAGACAGUGUUCUUGAUCGAGUUCGAAAGUUGGCCGACCAGUGCGUUGGACUUCAAGGUUUUCUGCUGUUCCACAGCUUCGGUGGAGGCACCGGUUCUGGCUUCUCUGCUCUUCUCAUGGAGCGUCUCUCUGUAGACUACGGCAAGAAGUCCAAGCUGGAGUUCGCCAUCUACCCUGCCCCGCAGUUAGCACCUGCCGUAGUGGAGCCCUACAACUCCAUCCUGACCACCCACACCACCCUGGAGCACUCCGACUGCGCCUUCAUGGUCGACAACGAGGCCAUCUACGACAUCUGUAAGCGUAACCUCGACAUCGUGCGUCCGACCUACACAAACCUGAAUCGCAUAAUUGCCCAGGUUGUAUCAUCCAUCACAGCAUCUCUUAGAUUUGAUGGCGCUCUUAAUGUCGAUCUGAAUGAGUUCCAGACCAACUUGGUCCCUUACCCACGUAUCCACUUCCCCUUGGCCACUUACGCACCGCUAAUCUCUGCUGAGAAGGCCUACCAUGAGCAGAUGACCGUUGCAGAUAUCACCAACUCCUGCUUCGAGCCGGCAAACCAGAUGGUGAAGUGCGAUCCCCGUCAUGGCAAGUACAUGGCCUGCUGUCUGCUCUACCGUGGUGAUGUCGUCCCUAAAGAUGUCAACGCUGCCAUAGCAACCAUCAAGACCAAGCGCACCAUCCAGUUCGUGGACUGGUGUCCAACUGGCUUCAAGGUGGGCAUCAACUACCAGCCACCCACCGUCGUGCCUGGCGGUGAUCUGGCCAAGGUGCAGCGUGCCGUCUGCAUGCUGAGCAACACCACGGCCGUCGCCGAGGCCUGGGCUCGUCUGGAUCACAAGUUUGAUCUGAUGUACGCCAAGCGUGCCUUCGUCCACUGGUACGUGGGAGAGGGUAUGGAGGAGGGUGAGUUCUCUGAGGCUCGUGAGGAUAUGGCUGCCUUGGAGAAGGAUUACGAGGAGGUUGGCACUGAGUCAGUCGGAACCGACGAGGAAGAAGAAGCGGAGGAGUACUAAUGUUUCAUUAAGACGUCUGUGUCAGAUGCAAGACAACUCUUUAAAACACUUUAGUUAGAUUUGACCAGAAAACAGUCAAUUUGCCUCCCAGCCGACUACAGAAAAGGUCCGGUGUAGGUUUGACUGUUUAGUCAAAGUUAGUAUCACAAGAGACUGGGAUUGACUGUGAUGCAGCUUUUUGUAGCAUAACUUCGACCCAGGUAUAGGUGUCUCUUUUUUUGGUUAUAAUAUUCAUCGCGAGAUUUAUGUUAUCCCUCAAUGAAAUUUAUUUUUCAUCGCACUUAUCUUUCAGUUUAAACAAAUAUCAUCACCGAAUUUUAGCAAACACUUUACACGUUUAUGUUCAUUUGGAAAGUGACAUUAAAGAACAUGAACUUCUCCAAGUAAAAACAUUGAAACUGAAAAGUGUACGUGUGGGUGUGGUUACUUUAAUUUAAGGCAAUCUCCAUGUCACCAAAACAGAGAUUGUCUCCUUUAUAAGAAAAUAAUGCUUACUUUUGUUUAUUGUUUUUUUUUAGUAUUUCCCUUUAAUAAAUUAAUUAUACUGACAGGCCGAUUUUAUUUCAAAUACUCAAAAGUAGUUCUCGCCUGUGUCCCUUUCGUGACCCCCAAACGUUUUCCCUUUCUAGUUCUUGCCAAAAAAAUGAAGAAAGAAACCGCCUUACGUGUCAGUUUCUAAAUUUGAACUAUUUCUCCAAACCUCAGGAAUUCAAUGUACAACAUUUGCUUUAUCUUCAAUUUACAUAAAUAAAUGGAUUUGGAGGAUUA